AUGACAUGCCCUCGCAAUGUAACUCCGAACUCGUACGCGGAGCCCCUGGCCGCGCCCGGCGGAGGAGAGCGCUAUAGCCGCAGCGCAGGCAUGUAUAUGCAAUCUGGGAGUGACUUCAACUGCGGGGUGAUGAGGGGCUGCGGGCUCGCGCCCCCGCUCUCCAAGAGGGACGAGGGCAGCAGCCCCAACCUCGCCCUCAACACCUACCCGUCCUACCUCUCGCAGCUGGACUCCUGGGGCGACCCCAAAGCCGCCUACCGCCUGGAGCAACCUGUUGGCAGGCCGCUGUCCUCUUGCUCCUACCCACCUAGUGUCAAGGAGGAGAAUGUUUGCUGCAUGUACAGCGCCGAGAAGCGGGCGAAAAGUGGCCCCGAGGCAGCGCUCUACUCCCACCCCCUGCCGGAGUCGUGUCUCGGGGAGCACGAGGUCCCCGUGCCCAGCUACUACCGCGCCAGCCCCGGCUACUCGGCGCUGGACAAGCCCCCGCACUGUGCUGGGGCCAACGACUUCGAAGCUCCUUUCGAGCAGCGGGCCAGUCUCAACCCGCGCGCCGAACAUCUGGAGUCGCCCCAGCUCGGGGGCAAAGUGAGUUUCCCCGAGACCCCUAAGUCCGACAGUCAGAUCCCCAGCCCCAGUGAGAUCAAGACCGAGCGGAGCCUGGCGGGCCCCAAAGGCAGCCCCUCCGAGAGCGAGAAAGAGCGGGCCAAGACCGCCGGCUCCAGCCCGGACACCUCGGAUAACGAAUCGAAAGAGGAGAUAAAGGCAGAAAACACCACAGGAAAUUGGCUGACAGCAAAGAGCGGAAGGAAGAAGAGGUGCCCCUAUACUAAACACCAGACGCUGGAAUUGGAGAAAGAAUUUCUGUUCAAUAUGUAUUUGACGCGAGAGCGCCGCCUGGAGAUUAGCAAGACCAUUAACCUUACAGACAGACAAGUCAAAAUCUGGUUUCAAAAUCGCAGAAUGAAACUCAAGAAAAUGAACCGAGAGAAUCGGAUCCGGGAACUGACCUCCAAUUUUAAUUUCACCUGAGCUUUCAG
Messenger RNA from Echinops telfairi (small Madagascar hedgehog), 1037 nucleotides. It is a transcript of the gene HOXC10, whose product is annotated as homeobox C10. The record is from RefSeq and is a predicted model, not a curated record. Gene Ontology annotation, biological process: regulation of transcription by RNA polymerase II. The coding region runs from base 1 to 1029 and encodes 342 amino acids. Lineage: Eukaryota; Metazoa; Chordata; Mammalia; Afrosoricida; Tenrecidae. Gene Ontology annotation, cellular component: nucleus. Gene Ontology annotation, molecular function: DNA-binding transcription factor activity, RNA polymerase II-specific; RNA polymerase II cis-regulatory region sequence-specific DNA binding. The transcript has 2 exons.